CCCUCCACUACAACGCGGUGUGUCGGCUCCGCGCCUCAGAAGGGGAAAAAAGAAAAAAGAAAUCCAAAGGAGCGCACAGCCCGUCAGUCACCGUACACUGGUAGUCAAAUAUGAUCCCGAGAGGAGCGACUUCAACACUCCGGACAACAACUCUGCCGCGAAUAAUUCACAGAAACUGAAAUCUCAGAUCGUCGCAGACGCCUUGUGCUGGUUGAAUUGUUCUCUCUGGUCCAUUCUGGUACACUCUCCCCCCCGUCUCUCUCUCUCUUUCUUCUGCGCUGGAUCUUUCGUGCCAGAAAAUGUGCGUGGAGGGCGAUGGAUGCGAGAUCGAAGGCUGCAGCAGUUCGGACGAGGUGCGCACGCUGUCGGGCAGCAUGAGUCCCGCUCUGAAUUCCAGCCCGGACCUUCACCCGUGCAAACCGGGGCACAAAUUCCGCGCCGCGCUGCUCAGAUGCCGCUCACCGGCCGCCGCCGCCGGGAUACUCAGCUUUGGCAACGUCCUCAAUUACAUGGAUAGAUACACUGUGGCCGGUGUUCUGCUCGACAUCCAGCGGCAUUACGACGUAUCCGACAGUAGAAUCGGCUUGUUGCAAACAGUCUUCAUCUGCAGCUUCAUGGUGGCCGCCCCCAUCUUCGGUUACCUGGGCGACCGCUUCAACAGAAAGGUCAUCCUGAGCUGCGGCAUUUUCUUCUGGUCCAUUGUUACUCUGUCAAGCUCCUUCAUCAGCAAAGAGUACUACUGGCUGUUUGUACUCUCCAGGGGACUGGUGGGAAUCGGCGAGUCCAGCUACUCCUCCAUCUCUCCUACCAUCAUAGGAGACCUGUUCACUAAUAACAGCCGCACCAUGAUGCUCUCUGUCUUCUACCUGGCCAUCCCACUGGGAAGCGGGUUGGGUUACAUCCUGGGCUCCAGCGCCAAGGUGGCUGCGGGGGACUGGCACUGGGCACUGAGGGUAAGGGCAUCACCCAACAACACUGCACACAAACAUGCACACAGAGACAGAAGAGCCCGUCUUGGAUCCGGGGUCAGAGGGUUCGCUGGUGACGGAGGCACCGGGGGGCACGCACAUGCUAGUCGGAGCUAUGUGUUCUCCUCCCUGGCCUCCUCGGCAGUGUCUUUUGCCACUGGGGCGUUCGGGAUGUGGAUCCCUGUGUACCUGGUCCGAGCCCAGGAGGUCCAGAAGACAGUAGAGGUCUGCACCAAAGAGAUCUGCAGUAGCAAAGACAGCCUAAUCUUCGGGGCAAUCACCUGUGUGACGGGCCUGCUGGGCGUGGUCAUCGGGGCGGCCACCACGCGCCUGUGCCGCCAGAAGACAGAGCGAGCCGACCCGCUCGUGUGCGCCGUCAGCAUGCUGGGCUCAGCCAUCUUCAUCUGCCUCAUCUUCGUGGUGGCAAAGAAGAGCAUUAUCGGAGCCUAUGUUUGCAUCUUUAUUGGAGAAACACUGCUUUUCCUGAACUGGGCCAUAACAGCAGACAUUUUAAUGUUUGUCGUUAUCCCCACAAGAAGAGCAACGGCGGUCGCCUUCCAGAGCUUCACCUCUCACCUGCUGGGGGACGCAGGAAGUCCGUACCUGAUAGGCCUGAUCUCCGAUGCCCUUCAGCAGAGCUAUGCGACGUCAGCACUGUGGCGGUUCCUCAGUCUGGGCUAUGCCCUCAUGCUCUGUCCCUUCAUCAUCGUGCUGGGGGGCAUGUUUUUCCUGGCCACGGCACUCUUUUUCCUGGAUGACAGGGAGAAGGCAGAGAAACAGUUGAGCCAGAUGACACGACCACCCUCCACAGUCAAGGUGACAACAACAUGAGGAGCCACUUGAAGGAGCAGCCAAACACUAAAAGAUGACACAUUGGAGUUAAAACCAAGGAAAGCUGAUCCCCUCAUUUGAAGUCACGUCCAAGUUCUCGUCAUUGCUGUCCUCGCCACGAUCCUCCUCCUCUUCCUCCUCCUCUUGGCUCCUGCUGCCCUUUGUCUAUACAGUUUCACAGAAGCUGCUCAGAACUAGAACGAGGGAGCGUCUUGCCCCUCCUUGAUACGCCUCUAAAUCCCAGGUCUGUGAGAAGGAGCACAGCCGCCGGCUGAUGCCGACCAGCCGCCAGCUGGUGUCCUCCACCCCUCUGUCCCAGAGGAUCCACUGAACCUUCCAGGGAGGACUUUGGGGUGCGGCAAUCCCCUGUGACCACCCCUCCCCCCCGUCCCCCCGACUCCUGAUACCAUACUACUGAAUGCUGACAAUGAACCUGCCUGUCUGUCUGCUCGUCUGUCUGUUGCAUUGGCUGUCAAUCUGCACCAAGUGCCAUAGCGUCAUUACAUUCCUUCCGACUUUGCACUGACCCACGGCCCUCAUGACUUGUGAUCACUGACUGUGUUGACAUGCGCACCAGAAUCCAGCCAUUAGCGAUGAAAUCUGUUUGAUUACGUGGCUCGACAUCCGCAUGUGUCAACUGCAAUCAUUAAGCUCCAUUGGUGUCUCUGUUGCUCCAAUGCAAAUUACCCACAAUUCAUUCUGCCUUGGCUUUUAAACACAGAAAAAAGCUGUAAAAUUCAAGUGGAGUGAGAGAUUUGGCGCUUCCCGGUAGGAGUGUAAUUCCCAAAGACUCUGAUCACUCUGCUCGUAAGCCCUCAAAGCGAAAAACUGUUACCAUCAGUAAAGCAUCCGUAAAAAUUGGCGCUUUCCCAUCAAACAGCUGUUUCCUUUGACGGCCUCAUGUGUUUUUCUUAUUUUGAGCCUUUAGCACUUACAUAGGCGUAGACAGAUCCAGAGAACGUGAUUUCUGCACAUUAUUUUUCAUUAGCUCUCUUGUGAUUUUUUUUUUUCUGCAUGAUGUUGGAUUUGAAACGGGAGGUCACUGCCUAUGAUUGUUUCAGAAGGAAUGUGAUGCAAUCCGGGCAAUUUAAACAGACACUGGACGUUUUUUUUAUAAUUUAUAAAGUGCAUGCUUUUCCCAAAAGUAAAAAGAAAGCUUCUCUUCUGACUUUUAAGGAGUAGCUUAAUGUUUUUUGUGUACACGAGAAGCAAUACAAAGAACCAACCUUUCUAAUCCACACUGCCUUUUCAGGGAGAGAGGUUUCUCUUCAGAGGGAUUAGCUCUCUGAUUGCUGGUUUUCAAUUUCUGGACACAAAACCCACAGGGACGGAGUCGCUUCUAAUGUCCAUGCUGGUGACAAUACCAGCCAUUGUGGAAAGAUACCCUUUUUACUUCGCAAUUGUAGAUAUCCCAUUCCACAAUUAAGAGAAAGGACCUUUUAGGAGAGCAGGGGCUGUCGACAUCUCUCUAUUACUGAGGGGAAUCAAAAUUCCAGACAGCAACAGGAAAUCCUGAUGGCAACUUCUUAUCACUUACAAUGCAUUAGAGAGGAAUCCCCCCCAUCCCCUUUGAAACCUGACCAGCAAGUCCUGAGAUGUCUCUGCAGGGGUCUCCUUUAAUACCCCGAACCACACAUCAUAGAAGUACACAAAAGGGGGGUGGGGGGUUCAACUGGUGUUUGUAAUCAUGCAACUUUAAUGCAAAACAUCAGCUAUAGCUAGUUGCUUGUAAAAAUUUAGGUAAAAACGUCAUUAGAAGCUACUCUGAGGGACCCUUUUUGGUGCAAGUACCUCGUGGAUAAAUCUUCACUGCAACCCGCGAUGGCGUCAGAGGUUUGAAACACACAACACAUAAAAGGAGAAAAAGGCACUUUUCAGACCUCAGAGAAAAAACAGGAGGAGGAGGAGAGAAUGACCUUCGCGGAGGCCCAAAGGGGAGGUUGAGGUGGUUCUUGUAGCAUCGAUGUGCGACCAUGACUCACCGGCUGUGUGCAGGGAGCUGUGUGGGCAGCGUCUUUGCUGCCAGAUCAAUAGCUUUAGCUUCUCUCCAACUGCGUGGAGCUCUCUGAAUGUGACGCGUUUACACACCUACAUCUUCUUAAUGGACUCAGCUUACCUCCUUUUGUUGAUUUUCUUUUUCUUAAUGUUACCAAAUGAAUUAAAAAAUGUAAUAACUACCAUAGAGAUAUAGAUAUAUAUAGAUAUAUAUAGAUAUUAAGCUAUAUCACGCAGCAACUUUAAUAUAUUGUAAAUGAUGGCUUGGAUGCAAUGUAUUUAUUUGUUUGUUACCAUAAUGAAAAAUAAUCUAUAAAGGGAAGUAUAAGGUUUGAGUAUACUACAAAUUGUUGUAUAUCAUUGGGUGUAGAAAUUGUUUGUUCAUCCUUUUAUAUCACCAUGAAACUACACAAAAACAUCAUACAUCACUGAGAUGUAUCCCGUUUACUGUGAUCAUGACCUGGACAUCUCACACACAUUACACACACAAAAGGAACUGCGAUAUGAUGGAUGUGUCUAAUGUUUAGGGUGCAAUACAUUCUGCAUUCAUUUUGUAGCUCUUGUAAAGUUUUUUUUAAUUAUUAUUAUUUUGAGAACAUCCGAUCAAACCAUUUUGCACGCCUAAUGUUCAGGGAUUGAUUUGAACCGCAGCCUCAGAAGUCUGUCACGUCACGCUCACGACACUGUAGUUGCUGACAUGUUGUCACCUGACACGAGAAGGGACGUUGGCUCUGUUCAGACGGGUCACCAAUUGAGUUUUACUUUGCCAAAUUUAGUUGAUUCAGCAUCAAUUAUUUAGAAGUAUAAAUCCGUUGUAUUGAGUAAUUCUACCUUGAUAAUCACUGAAGUGAUGUGCUGAGAAAUGUUCUACUUCUUGUCAUACAAGAAUCCUGUAUAAAGAAACCUAUUUCUGAUAUUGAGCAGAAAACAGAGGUUAUUUUUUAUUUUUAGAGCGUGUCAAUACAAGAGAUGUGUAGAGAAAUCAAAGGAAUAUUGUUCUAGAACUGAACUGUGACGCUCCUUCCAGGGGGUUGAUAGAAAAUGUACAUGUCUGUAAAUCAAAUAAACCUAUUUAAUCACUUCAUA
Messenger RNA from Gasterosteus aculeatus aculeatus (three-spined stickleback), 4880 nucleotides. The record is from RefSeq and is a predicted model, not a curated record. Lineage: Eukaryota; Metazoa; Chordata; Actinopteri; Perciformes; Gasterosteidae.